Messenger RNA from Pseudophryne corroboree (corroboree frog), 1778 nucleotides. Its product is annotated as adenylosuccinate synthetase isozyme 2. Gene Ontology annotation, cellular component: cytoplasm. Gene Ontology annotation, molecular function: GTP binding; adenylosuccinate synthase activity. Lineage: Eukaryota; Metazoa; Chordata; Amphibia; Anura; Myobatrachidae. The transcript is spliced from 13 exons. The coding region runs from base 104 to 1465 and encodes 453 amino acids. The record is from RefSeq and is a predicted model, not a curated record. Gene Ontology annotation, biological process: 'de novo' AMP biosynthetic process; IMP metabolic process.
UACGGAAGCAGCAGCGGGCGGCGCUCAGUGCCUUUAACUUUUGAGUACAUUUGCCGCCUCCUGAGCCCGCCGUCACCGCUCUGUACAGGAGUCUCCGGGGGACAUGUCUGCGCUGCCAGCCGUAAUGUCUAACGGAGAGAGCUCCGCAUCCGCCGCUCAUCCCGUGCUUGUGGGCAGCAGAGUGACCGUGGUGCUCGGCGCACAGUGGGGCGAUGAGGGGAAGGGCAAAGUGGUGGACCUGCUGGCUCAGGAUGCGGACAUUGUGUGCCGCUGCCAGGGAGGAAACAAUGCAGGUCACACAGUUGUAGUGGAUUCUGUUGAAUAUGAUUUUCACCUUUUGCCAAGUGGAAUCAUAAAUCCAAACGUUACUGCUUUCAUAGGAAAUGGCGUUGUAAUUCAUCUUCCUGGAUUAUUUGAAGAAGCAGAGAAAAACGUGAAAAAAGGAAAAGGUUUGGCUGGUUGGGAAAAAAGGCUUACAAUCUCCGAUAGAGCUCACAUUGUGUUUGACUUCCAUCAAGCUGCAGAUGGCAUCCAGGAACAGCAGAGGCAAGAACAAGCUGGGAAGAAUUUGGGAACUACAAAAAAGGGCAUUGGACCAGUGUAUUCUUCCAAAGCUGCAAGAAGUGGCCUUAGGAUGUGUGAUCUUGUAUCAGAUUUCAAUGAAUUCUCUAAAAGGUUUGAAGUUCUGGCUAAACAGUACAAAUCGAUGUACCCUUCACUGGAAAUUGACAUUGAAGGUGAACUUGGAAAACUUAAGGAGUAUGCAGAGAAGGUAAAACCCAUGGUGAAGGAUGGUGUCUAUUUCAUACAUGAAGCUCUUCAUGGCACACCAAAGAAGAUAUUGGUUGAAGGAGCAAAUGCUGCACUCCUAGAUAUUGAUUUUGGCACUUACCCCUUUGUGACUUCUUCAAACUGUACUGCUGGAGGAGUCUGUACGGGACUUGGUAUUCCUCCGCAGAGCAUUGGAGAUGUAUAUGGAGUGGUGAAAGCAUACACCACUAGAGUUGGUAUUGGUGCCUUUCCAACAGAGCAGGUUAAUGACAUUGGAAAUAUUCUACAGACACGUGGCCAUGAGUUUGGCGUUACAACCGGAAGGAAGAGGAGAUGUGGGUGGUUGGAUCUAGUUUUGCUUAGAUAUGCACACAUGAUCAAUGGAUUUACAGCACUGGCUCUUACAAAACUUGAUAUUUUGGAUGUAUUUUCAGAAAUUAAAGUAGGUGUUUCCUACAAAUUAGAUGGUGUGAAAAUACCUCAUUUUCCAGCAAAUCAAGAAGUUUUAAACAGAGUUGAGGUUGAAUAUGAGACACUACCAGGAUGGAACAGUGACACAUCAAGUGCCAGGACAUUAGAGGACUUACCUGAGAAUGCCAAGAAAUAUGUACAUUUCAUUGAAGAAGCUCUUGGAGUUAAAAUUAAGUGGAUUGGAGUUGGAAAAUCUAGGGAAUCGAUGAUUCAGUGCUUCUGACCAAAUGCAUGUUACUCCUACAUGGACCUCAUUUGAUUGUAGAUUUUUUUGACUUGAAAAAAUGGAAGUCGAAGGGAAAAGGGAUUGGGGCAAAACACCAACCACACUUUCUUGACCUAUGUACCUGGGAUAUUAAAUGUUAUUACACUUAAAUGUUCUGAAUGUGUGUUUGAAUCAAAGGAGUAUUCUCAACAUAAUCCUCUUUAUAUAGUUGCAGCAAAUGAGAUUCAAGUUUGUGUGUGUAUGCUGUUACAUUUACCUAAUCUAUAGUUACCUAAUCUUUAUUUCCCUUAUAAAGUAAGAUUGUAAUGAA